AUGUCCGAGUGCGAUGAGGUUGAGGAAGGGGAUGGGGAUGGGGAGGGGGAAGAUGACGAUGAUGACAGUGCGGAAUCUAUGAUGAGAGCCGCCUCGACGUUUUCGCCUGACGCUUCCCUCGGCCAUGGCGCAGCGCCGAGCACGACGACUGUAUACGAUUCGGGAGGCGGCCAGUCAGACUUCGGCAUGGGAGACUACGAGCCGGUGAAUUCGAGUCCUCUCCCCCUCGAGAAACCAUCCCAGCCGGCUGCCUCCUUCCAUCCUUUAAUGCCAGCGCCGAACGAAAGCGACGAACCUCUUCGCUCGGCCGUCGAUUCUUGGGUUCUGGAACACCAGCUCUCCGUGCACUCGCAAGCGAACCAUGCCGCAGCAGCCACGACCGCAUCGCUCGAAGCGCCAUUUCGCGCAGACGUUCCGACAUGGAGCCGCUCACUUGGGGACCAGACGGAAAGCGACUGCUAUGUCGCCAUUCUCGCACAGACUACGAGGCUCGAGCAGGCGCUGGCACAGACCACGGUAGCGCCCCCAAUCGACCUCGUGCUCGAAGCCGAGCGCGACUUCUGCGCCCUACGGCGCCGCCUCUUCGCCUGUACCGGCCACGAAUACCGGCCUUCUGCAAACCCAGAGCUCCUCGACCCCCACCUCCCGUCGAGCAGCAGCAGUAACAGCGAUAUCAACAUGAACAACGCCCUCCGGAGCCGCGAGCAGUCGUGCCGAUCGUCGCAGCGGCCCGUCUACCUGGGCCUCGCCCUCCUGGCCGAGCGCGUCGUCGGCAUGCUCGAGGACAUGUUCCGGCUCGCGGCGCAAUCGGCGCACAACAUGGACCGGGCCAACGAGCUGGUGUGGCUCGGGGCCUCGCCGGGACCGGGGCAGCCGGCCGGCCCAUCGGCGCGCCGCAUGCAGCGCUCUUUCCGCAGCAUGCUGGCGUCGCCGUGCGUGUCGCCCGUCGUCGAGGCGAACCGCAGCCUGCGGCUUGACGGCUUCGUCGUGCAGGGCCAGGCCAAGUCCGAGGCCCUGCGCCGCAUCCUCAGACUGCGCGUCGGCCGCAUGCUGAGCGGCCUGCUAGCGCUGGUAGAGGCUCGGAGGGCGAGGCGGGGGGGCGGCCCGCAGCUGGGCGGUCCGCUGGAUUGGGGCGGCAGUGGUGCGCUGCUGGGCAGUAUGGCGGACCCCUUGGUAAACGACCUAAUUCGGAGGGUCGAGUCUAUGCAGGGGGCCAUGUCUUUGUUAUGA
Molecule: messenger RNA, 1230 nt
Organism: Anthostomella pinea
Lineage: Eukaryota; Fungi; Ascomycota; Sordariomycetes; Xylariales; Xylariaceae
Source: the annotation of a GenBank genome assembly